AUGGCUGGUCAAAGUCGCCCCCAGGGUGCUGAGUUCGUUCUGGCUGGCCUCGCGGCGUGCGGCGCCAUCACCUUGACAAAUCCCAUCGACGUGGUCAAAACCCGGUUGCAACUGCAAGGCGAACUUGCUCGAGGCCCUGACCGGGCAUACACGGGCAUCGGCCAAGCGCUGCUGCGCAUUGCGCGGAAGGAAGGAAUCCGGGGGCUUCAGCGUGGCCUGGGGGCGGCGUACCUCUUGCAGUUCAGCAACGUGGGCUGCCGCUUCGGUGCCUACGGCUCUUUGAAGCAGCUCCUUGGGGUGAAGCCCGGGGCUUCCGCGACAGACAGCCUCUCGUCCAUGCUUUUGGGAGCAGCCUCAGGCUCGCUCGCAGCUGUGGUCUCCAACCCUUUCUUCCUCCUCAAGUCGCGGUUUCAAGCGGCUGGAAGUGAAGACGUGCUUCAUCAGCACACCCACAAGUCUCUCAGGCAAGCCUUCUCGGAGAUUGGGCAGGCUCAGGGCUUUCGCGGCUACUACCGCGGCCUCUCGGCCUUUGUGCCAAGAGUUGCUGCUGCCACAUCGGUGCAGCUGUCUACAUACGACAUCAGCAAGGACUUCAUUCUGCGAUGGGUGAAGGUUCAGGAAGGAGUUGCCACUCACUUCGUUGCUAGCCUCCUGUCUGGCGUCGCUGUCACUUUUGCGAUGCAGCCCUUUGACAUUGUAGCGGUCAGGCUCAUGAACCAACCACACAGAGAGUGUGGUAGUGGGGUUCUGUAUUCUGGACCGAUGGACUGCUUCAAGCAGAUGCUGCAGGCAGAAGGGGUGUCGGCAGCUUACUUGACACGUAUCCACCACGAGUCGUGA
Messenger RNA from Symbiodinium natans, 840 nucleotides. NCBI's taxonomy places the organism in Eukaryota, Dinophyceae, Suessiales, Symbiodiniaceae. The record is from the annotation of a GenBank genome assembly.